Molecule: messenger RNA, 537 nt
Organism: Symbiodinium sp. CCMP2456
Lineage: Eukaryota; Dinophyceae; Suessiales; Symbiodiniaceae
Source: the annotation of a GenBank genome assembly
AUGUCCGAGCCAUCUUCGUCUGCAAUCGCCUCGCUCCCCACCUCGACCGAAGGGGCAACGCUCGCCGAGCUGUCCCAAGAGCGGCCGGUGUUUGUCGUGCUGCUCCGCCACGCCGGUUGCACUUUCCACCGCGAAGCCCUGGCGGACCUCAGAGCGGUCGAGCCCGAGAUCGACGCCGCCGGCGCGCGGUUGGCGAUCGUCCACAUGGGGGCCGGUGACAACUCGAUCGAGUCCGCCGAGCGCUACGACCUCCGCAGCGCAACGCACGUCGCCGACCCCGACCAGCAGCUCUACAAAGAGCUGGGCAUCCCCCGCGGCCGCCUCAGUCAGUUGCUCGGUUGGCAAGAGUUCUCAAGAGGCGCAAGUGCUUGCCUGCUCAAAGGCCACGGUGUCGGCGUCCUGAAAGGCGACGGCUUGCAGCUCGGCGGGCUGGCUCUGAUCAACAAGGGACAAGUUGUCUGGAAACGUCCGCUCGAGCGCGCGUCCGAGAGGCCCGACUAUGUCGUGGAAGUUCGGGACGCUCUUAAGGCUCUUUAG